GGCGCUCAAUAUGAGCUGAAGGACAGCCCUGGGGUGCAGCACACAGCCACGGCCUCCGCGUUCCCGCACCCGCACCCCGCCUUCUACCCCUACGGCCAGUACCAGUUCGGGGACCCGUCCCGUCCCAAGAACGCCACCCGCGAAAGCACGAGCACGCUCAAGGCCUGGCUCAACGAGCACCGCAAAAACCCGUACCCCACCAAGGGCGAGAAGAUCAUGCUGGCCAUCAUCACCAAGAUGACCCUCACCCAGGUGUCCACCUGGUUCGCCAACGCGCGCCGGCGCCUCAAGAAGGAAAAUAAAAUGACAUGGGCACCCCGUAGUCGCACGGACGAGGAGGGCAAUGCUUAUGGGAGCGAGCGGGAGGAGGAAGACGAAGAGGAAGAUGAGGAAGAGGGCAAACGCGAGCUGGAGAUGGAGGAGGAGGAGCUCGCAGGGGAGGAGGAGGACACGGGGGGCGAGGGCCUGGCCGACGACGACGAGGAUGAGGAGAUCGAUUUGGAAAACUUAGACAGCGCUGCAGCCGGGCCGGACCUGGCCCUGACUGGGGCAGCGCACAGGAACGGCGACUUCGGCCUAGGACCCAUUUCGGACUGCAAAAAUAGUGACUCUGACGACAGCUCUGAAGGCUUGGAGGAGCGACCACUGUCUGUCCUAAGUCUGGCCCCACCCGCGGCUGCCGCUGCAGCAGCGGCGGCACACAGACUCGUCUCGGCGCCGCUUGGCAAAUUCCCCGCUUGGACCAACCGGCCUUUCCCAGGCCCGCCGCCCGGCCCGCGGCCGCACCCGCUGUCCAUGUUGGGCUCGGCCCCACAGCACCUGCUGGGACUUCCCGGAGCCACGGGUCACCCGGCGGCUGCGGCCGCCGCCCCUGCCGCCUAUGCUCGGCCUACGGAGCCGGAGAGUGGAACAGAUCGCUGUAGUGCCUUGGAAAUGGAGAAAAAGUUACUCAAGACAGCUUUCCAGCCCGUGCCAAGGCGGCCCCAGAACCACUUGGAUGCUGCUCUGGUCUUAUCAGCUCUCUCCUCAUCUUAGUUCUUUCAUCAAUUUUUAAAUCGUUGUACUAAUUGUAAAAAAAAAAACACAAAUCGCUCUGUAUAGUUAUGACUUGCAAGCAUGUCUGUGUAUGAAUACCUAAAAAAGAAACACUAAACCAACAAACAAACAAAAAGAACAAAAGAAAGAAUAAAGCCAGCCCCCCCCUUGGCCCUCCCCAAGUCGCUUCUGUACUGCCCCACAUUAGAUUGUGAGGCUUGUUUGUUCUGUUGAUUUCGGGGGUGGCGGGGUGGAGUUGCAGAGAGAAUAAGCGUGUCUGACUCUUUUUGUAUAUACAGAAAAUGUACAUAUGUGUGAACCAAAUUGUACAAGAAAGUAUCUAUUUUUGGCUAAAUAAAAGAGCUGUUGCCACUUUUGACUAUAACCGGCGGGUCCGCCACCUGAACAGA
Molecule: messenger RNA, 1445 nt
Organism: Cricetulus griseus (Chinese hamster)
Lineage: Eukaryota; Metazoa; Chordata; Mammalia; Rodentia; Cricetidae
Source: RefSeq, a predicted model, not a curated record